CUGCAUCCACUGAGAGCUGACAGUCAUGGCUGCACCGAAGGAGAAUUUAAUGUCUCUUGGAAAUCUGACCGGCGCUGACAGAAACACUUUCACUCAACAAAGACAGCCCAGUCUGAAACACAGUUUUCACGGGCCAAUGCUGGUGCGAGCUGACUUUUCAACUCCUCAGAGUCGCCAGCAUCUCAGAGAGAUGCAUCUGAGGAGGCAGUGGCAGCAGCUGACGGAGAGAGAGCGUUCAGCCCAGCAACACAACAGGCAGCUUCUGCAGCAGUUUGACACAGCACAGGACGUACUGAGAGAGUUGCUGGCCCGCAACGCUGCCAUGAAGACUGUCCGGCUGGAGUAUGAGAAGUACCUGGAGGAGAGCGCCCCCCAAUGGCAGCAGCACCUCAAGGAGAAAACUGCUCAGAGGAAGAGGAUGGAGGAAUAUUUGAGAUCAUGUCUGAAGAAUUCAGAGGAAGAACAAAUGAGAAAAUCCUCUGCAGAGCAACUUUUACUUUUACAAGGAUUAAAGCCACAGAACUGUUCUGCACUUCAAGAGAACAACAAACAAAACAGCCGCUCAGACAACAACCAGGAAUUCUCCCCUCAUCUGCCCUGUCAUUCUUCCUGGCUCACCAACACUCAAACCCAGUCAGCUAGGUUUCCCACCAACAUGCCCCAUCAACCCCAAGGUUCCUCUCUUGACCUUUCAUCCCACCUCCCGCCUUCCUCCAUCCUCCCUCACUUCAACCAAUUCCACCACCUCGCCCCCAUGCUCGCUCAUCUUCCCCUCUGGCCCAGGCAGGAUCAACCAGGCUGGGCUUCCCUUCAGUCCGACAACCCCUUGUCCUGGACGGCAGGUGCUACUGGGAUCCCCUCAGCCUUUGAGGCUCUGUGGGGUCAGCUGCACAUGGAUGAACCUCCACACGAGAGGUUGGUGGAGGCUGAGACAAGAAGAGCACCAAGAGAGACGGGUGGUGAAAGCAGGAGCAGUCACUGCUCACAGGAGCUGGACAUUAAUCCAGUGCGUCUGUCCAGUGGCCAGGCAGAGAGCAGUGAGAGUGGCAGAGACUCCAGUCAGUCAAGCAGAGAGAAGUGGAAGAAGAGGGAGAAGAGAGGAAAAGCAAAGCGUACGUCCUCAGACAGAGAACGCUGCAGCUCUCAGGGCUCAUCUCAGACUUCCAGUUCAAUUGUCAUUGCUGGAGUCACAGUGGUCCAAAGCGAUGCCUCGUGUGGGAACAGCAGGACAAGCGGGGGCCAGAGGACAAAGAGGAGGAGUGGGGGACUCGCUGUGGGAUCACCACAGAUCGAGAAGGUGGCGAAUGACAAGACCAAGAGUGAAGGAGAAGACUCUGAGAGUCACAAAGAGGAGAGUCACUCCACUGGAGAGGAGUCAGGGAGUCAGAGGGAGGACUCCACGAGCAAAGAUGCAGAGAAUCAAAGACCUGUUGACAAAUCAGACAGAGAGGAGGAAUCAGAGAGUGACAGUGUGAAGAUUGAAAAUGGAGAUGCAGAAAAAGAAAUGCAGGAGAGCAACAGUGGUGCUGAACAAAACAGUGAAGAAGAGAUAGAUGAGGAAGAAGAGGAGCAUAAGAACGAUCUUGGAGAUGGGGAGGAAAAGAAGAAAAGUCAGAGAGAUGAAGAGAAAGACGUGAGACAUGUGGAUGACGAUGACGAUGAUGUUUCUGGCAGGAAGAACACAACAGAGGAAGAGCAGACAGAAGCAGAGGAAGAGUUGGAGGAUCAGGGAGAUGAUGAAGACAGGAUUAAGGAUGAAGAUGGGGAGAAGAGAAAACAGGGUUCUGCCUCCUCUCAGGAUGAAGAGGAUGAAAGAGUCGAGAACAAGGUAUGUGAGGUUGAGGAGGGGUCUGAUGAAGAGGAGGAUGGAGAGGGAGAGGAGGAAGAGGAGCAGAGGAGUGACGAAGCAGGAGAGGAGGAAAGCGAUUCUGAUGACAGUAUCAUCUCACCACAAGAAAACAGACUGAAGAAGAUUCACAUAAUUCCAGAGGAAGUGGCUGAAGAUGAUGACGACGACGAUAAGUCAGGGAGUAAAACAGGAUCCUCAGACAGGGAUGAGCUCAGCGAGAACGAUAUCGAGAAUCUCCUCGCACCUCAACAACAAACAAAGAAAACAGGCAAGGACCUGAAAGUUGAUGACAAGGCUAAAGCAACUUGUGACUAUGUGGAGAUUUUUCAAGUGGAGGACAAUUCAAAAAAGACGGACCAACAAAGUGAUUCUGAUGAGUUUGACGACUUUUACGACUGAAUGUGUUUUAAAUUACUAAACCUGAGAAUCCAUCAAUCCGUUAUCUAUUCUGCUCAUCAUGGAAGGGUCACAGGGGGGGCAGGCGGGAGCCAAUCCCAGCUGAUACUGGGUGAGAGGCGGGGUUCACCCCGAGCCAACAGCUAGCUCCAGAGACAUUCACGCCUAAUGCACAUCUUUGGACUGUGGGAGGAAGCCGGAAUACCUGGAGAAAACCACUCUAACCUCCGUGCCACCUAUAAACCUGAGAAUGAAGCACAGAAACCUACAGCGGUCAUCCAGACUGCAGGAUAUUAAGAUUAUUUAUGAGAAAUAAGGUGACACAUCUGUAUCUAAUGUUGUAUAUUAAAAUAAAACAUCACCUGGAAUAACA
Molecule: messenger RNA, 2618 nt
Organism: Hippoglossus stenolepis (Pacific halibut)
Lineage: Eukaryota; Metazoa; Chordata; Actinopteri; Pleuronectiformes; Pleuronectidae
Product: ABC transporter F family member 4
Exons: 11
Coding region: 26-2248 (740 amino acids)
Source: RefSeq, a predicted model, not a curated record